AAAAGAGUCAAAGACGUCAUAUCUCCAAUUGUAUUUGAAGCUGCGUACAGCCUUGGGGAACACGUGAUAGAAAGAGGAAAAGAGGACAAGGAACUACCUGCUCUCAGGCCUGUUCUCCGCUGGAAGAAAGGACAAAAGAUAGCACAAAGGAAUCAGACUGUUUUUGAGAGGAACUGUCAAUCUGAUGACUGUGCUGCUGAUUUGAAACUUCAGGGUAAAUUGUUGCUGUCUAGCGUUGAUGACAAAACUGCCUACCUGGCCCUGGGAGCAGUGAGGAACAUCUCGCUGAACAUAUCUAUCUCCAACGUUGGGGAUGAUGCCUACGACACGAAUGUUUUCUUCAAUUUUUCUGGGGAACUCUUCUUCAUCAAAAUGUGGCAAAAGGAGGAGCUGGGCAUUGCCUGUGAGUUGCUGGAGUCAGACUUCCUCAAGUGCAGCGUGGGAUUUCCUUUCAUGAGAUCGAAAUCUAGGUAUGAGUUCAGCGUGAUCUUUGACACAAGCCACUUGUCUGGGCAGGAAGAAACACUGACCUUCCUUGUCACGGCCCAAAGUGGAAACCUAGAACGUGCUGAAUCUCUACAUGAUAAUACUCUAACCCUGUCGGUGCCCCUGAUGCAUGAAGUGGACUCAUCUAUCAAUGGAGAAGUCUUCCCUACUUCAUUUUUCUACGGUGAUUCUGUGGAAGCAUCCAACUUUGUUCAGUUGGAAAACCACGAAUGCCUUUUCCAGUCUCUGAACUUCACACUGCAGGUUUACAAUGCUGGACCAAGUACUCUCCCUGGAGCUUUUCUUGACAUUUCAUUUCCAAAUCGCCUCUCUGCCACUGGAGCCGAAAUCUUUCACGUUCAGCAGAUGAUGGUUGGUCAGGACAAAGGAAGCUGUUCUUUUCACAGAAACCCCAGCCCGUGCAUUGUUCCUCAAGAAAAUGAAAAUAUUUUCCACACAAUAUUUGCUUUUUUCACGAAGUCUGGCCGAAAAGUAUUGGACUGUGAAAGACCAGGCAGGUCCUGCUUAAUUAUACGCUGCAACUUAAGCUCACUAGCCAAAGCAGAGUCCUGUGAUAUAAGUAUCUACACGCUGCUGAAUACUGAGAUACUGAAGAAGGACAGUUCAUCGGUCAUCCAGUUCGUCACAAGGGCAAGGGUGCGGGUGGACCCUGACCUCAGAGUUGUGGAGGUGCCCACUGGGAGCCCAGAAGAAAAACCAGUGGUCUUUGAGGCUUUGCACAAUCUGGAGCCUCGUGGGUAUGUUGUCGGAUGGAUCAUUGCCAUCAGUUUGCUGGUGGGAAUUCUCAUCUUCCUGUUGCUGGCUGUGCUCUUAUGGAAGAUGGGCUUCUUCCGCCGGAGGUACAAAGAAAUUAUUGAGGCCGAAAAGAGCAGAAAGGAGAAUGAAGAUAGUUGGGACUGGGUCCAGAAAAAUCAAUGAACUGCCUGUGAAAACUUAAAGCCCAGUCAUGUGACAUGCGCUUGCUAGCCUGUAGGUCCUGCUCUCGUAUCUUCCAUAUGUGGAAGAAGGAAUCUUCUCCAGAUUUUUCGGAGACCCCAUGGAUGCUGUGUCUUUAUCACUCCAGCAAGCUAGGGAACAUAUCCUGAGGCAACCACUGCGGCCAUGUCAGGUGACUGGAGCGAUUUACACUUCAUUUAAGAGCUGAACUUUGAACUUUGGUAACCAAGCUGCAGUGCAGAGCAAUAUUUAUGAAUCCAACUAUGUGGUAUACCCUCAGGGGAAGACUGUUACCUAAAAAUAUUUUUUAUGAAUAUAAGCUUUUUAUAUUGAUUAUGUCUUUAUAUUUGUAUCAAUGUUUUAUAGUUUCUAUUGAAUAGCUAUAUAGUUCACUCAAGCACUGAUAUCUGGCUAAAUCCUUGGAAAUACAUAUAUGUAUAUAUAAAUCCUAUUGUACUUUUAAACUUCAAUGCAAGAGAGAAAAGAGAGAUUUGUGGAUAAAAGUAGCUGAAAUCCUCAUAUGCUUAAUUCACAAGGCUUGGUAAUGUUGUAUGUAGACCGUUUAAUGGCAAUAAGCCAAAGUCUUUUCACUAUCUCUUUUUUUGAGUUGAAUUUGGUGUUUGAUUUAUAAACUAAAGAACCUAAAGUAUGACACAGAUGUAGUCUUCUGUUUCUGAGUCUAUCCUUUACUGGCCUGAAGGAGAGAGGAUGAAAACGCUUGCUUGGUGACAUGUAGCAAGACUUGUAGCUUGCUUUGGCUCACUGAAGAAAGCGUCACAGAAUAUUUUCCUCUGGGAAGUUUUCUCUUGCAGUCUCUAGUACUUUGAUGAUAGGACUGUACAGUUGAGAUACCAGAAGGAUAUAAUUGGACCAACCACUAUGGUGUUGACAAAUUCCU
Molecule: messenger RNA, 2341 nt
Organism: Cariama cristata (Red-legged seriema)
Lineage: Eukaryota; Metazoa; Chordata; Aves; Cariamiformes; Cariamidae
Product: integrin alpha-9-like
Exons: 13
Biological process (GO): cell-matrix adhesion; integrin-mediated signaling pathway; cell adhesion mediated by integrin
Cellular component (GO): integrin complex; external side of plasma membrane
Molecular function (GO): integrin binding
Source: RefSeq, a predicted model, not a curated record